UGUAGAUUUCUCGUUUAUUAGUGAUUGGCAAUGUUCCGAAAAUAGUAUAUAAUCAUUAUGCUAAUUAAACAGGUUUCGUGCGUGAAAUAGUGUUUUUAAUUCGUCUACAUUAACAGAGUGAGGAUGUUCCCGCUGGUGGUGCUGGUGACAUUGACGGCCCUGAGCCCAGCGAGGGCGCAGAAGCCCAACCUGGACGCCAUCCUGAACCGACGGACCGAUGUCUACAUCGCCGGCUUCUUCCCCUUCGGCAAAGGCGUCGAAAACUCUAACACUGCUCUCCCUGCCUUAGGACGAGGCGUGAUGCCGAGCGUGAAGCUCGCACUAGACCACGUCAACGAGCACGACGCCGUGCUACGCAACUACCGGCUGCACAUGUGGUGGAACGACACUGAGUGCAACGCGGCGGUCGGCGUGAAGUCGUUCUUCGACAUGAUGCACAGCGGGCCGCACAAGCUGAUGUUGUUCGGGGCGGCGUGCACGCACGUCACCGAUCCCAUCGCGAAGGCUUCCAAGCAUUGGCAUCUAACCCAGCUGUCGUACGCGGACACGCAUCCAAUGUUCACGAAGGAAGCGUUUCCCAACUUCUUUCGCAUCGUGCCCUCGGAGAACGCGUUCAACAUGCCUCGCAUAAGACUGCUGCAGCACUUCAACUGGACCAGGGUCGGAACUAUUUAUCAGAACGAACCGAGAUAUGCCCUUGCGCAUAAUCGUCUAGUGGCUGACCUUGACACGGCAGGUUUUGAAGUAGAAGAGACACAAAGCUUCGCCACGGAAGUAAGAACAGCACUCACUAAGCUCAAGGAAAAGGACAUUCGGAUUAUCCUCGGCAAUUUUAAUGAAACUUGGGCAGUCAAAAUAUUCUGCGAGGCUUACAAGUUAGAAAUGUUCGGACGAGCAUAUACUUGGCUACUGCUUGGCACAUAUAGUAACAAGUGGUGGAUGAGACGGGCUCCGUGUUCCAAACGAGAUCUAACCACAGCGUUAGACACAACCAUAUUGACAGAUUUACUUCCAUUAUCUACUACAGGAGAAACUACUGUUUCUGGAAUUACAGCGAAAGAUUAUCAAGUCGAAUACGAUCGAAGAAGAGGCAUCGAAUAUUCUAGGUUUCACGGGUACACAUACGAUGGUAUCUGGGCCAUGGCCCUCGCCAUCCAAACAGUCGCACAACGAGUAAAAUUAAAAUACAAAGAAAAGACCGUUCAGGAUUUUCGGUACAGAGACAAAGAAUGGGAACAGUUGUUUCUCGAUGCUCUUAGCAAUGUAACGUUUGAAGGUGUAACAGGGCCUGUUCGCUUCUACGACAAUGAGCGCAAAGCAUCCAUCCUCUUGAAGCAGUUCCAGGGAGACGAAGUAGGAGAGGUAAAGGUGGGAGAGUACUGCGCCGAGAGAGAUCACCUGGACUUGACUAUUGGGGAACCUUUCAAAUGGGUAGGAAAAAAUCCGCCGAAGGACCGCACUCUUCGCUUGAUCGAACACACACAAGUGAAUAUCACCAUCUACUCCGUGCUUGUUUCCUGCUCCAUUUUAGGAAUUCUUCUUGCCACCGGAUUUCUUGCUAUGAACAUACAUUAUAGGAAUCAGAGGUACAUAAAAAUGUCAUCGCCGCAUCUAAACAACUUGAUCAUUGUGGGAUGCAUGCUCACCUACCUGAGCGUUAUCUUCCUCGGUCUCGACUCCAGUCUCAGCAGCAUCGCUGCGUUUCCGUACAUUUGCACCGCUAGAGCGUGGUUGCUGAUGGCCGGAUUCAGUCUGGCUUUCGGUGCCAUGUUCUCCAAGACCUGGAGGGUUCAUUCCAUCUUUACUGACGUCAAAUUAAAUAAAAAAGUAAUUAAAGACUACCAGCUCUUCAUGGUAGUAGGCGUCCUCCUGUGCGUGGAUCUGGCAAUCAUGACCACGUGGCAGAUAUCAGAUCCAUUCUAUCGAGCAACUAAGCAACUUGAGCCAUACCCCCACCCUUCAAGCGAGGAUAUCGUAAUAGUGCAAGAGAAUGAGUACUGCCAAUCAGAGAGGAUGUCCAUUUUCAUAGGAGUCAUCUAUGCUUAUAAGGGUUUGUUGUUGGUAUUCGGAGCCUUCCUCGCGUGGGAGACACGCCACGUGUCUAUCCCUGCUCUGAACGAUUCAAAACAUAUUGGUUUAUCCGUUUACAAUGUGCUCAUUAUGUGCAUCAUGGGUGCUGCAAUUGCUCUGGUGUUGACUGAUCAUAAAGACGCACUGUUCGUCUUGAUAGCAAUCUUCAUCAUAUUCUGUACUACAGCAACACUGUGCUUGGUGUUUGUACCCAAGUUGCUAGAGUUACGUCGCAAUGGGCAACCAGGCACAGCUCCAACGCGCAUCCGCGCGACGCUGCGUCCUGCAUCGACGCACGAGUGCCGCUCGCCGGGGCCAGAGCUAGAGCGCCGCAUGAAAGAGCUGCGGCAGUACAACAACCGCUACCGGAGGACACUGCAGGCCAAGGAAAAUGAACUACAGAUGUUACUCAGCAAGUUGGGAAGCGACGCAGGCUCUGAAUCCUCAACUCGAGGAGACUCGCGAUCACCGGCCACACAGAGGACCAGGCUUCCUGUGCCGAAGGACAACCUCAGCCAUCCUGAGACGAGUGACAUAACAUCAGUGUGCAGCCUAAGCGCGUCUGCUGGCGCCGAAGCUGAAUACAUUAAUUUGCAGAAUCAACAUAGCGUUGUUGAAAAGCCAAAGCCAAUAGCACCUCCUGAACCCAUAAAAGAGUUAAAGGAACCAGUGAAAGAGCCAACGAAAAAAGAACAAACAAAAAACGUUUCGUUCAAGAAUCACUUAGACUAUACUAGUCCACCGGCGUCUAAAGCUGUCCCAGAGAAAGAUCAACUUGCGAAAUUACCUUACGGAUGGACUGCUGAAGAAUCCACAGAACCACCUAAGCCUGCCACUAAGGCAUCAGAACCAGCGAGAGCCGAAGCCAAAACGAUACCCGCGCUAAAACCCAGUGACACGCCAACAGCGAAAUCCGUGCCAGCAAAAAUUCAAGAGCCUAUGUAUACUAAAGCGGCCCCACCUAAAGUGAACAAGACGCCAGAGUUACCAAAAAAGACUGUAAAACCUCAAGAGAUGAGACAAGACUCGUUAUCAACGAAAACUACACCGUCGCGAGACAGCAAGACAGGCCCACGCGGCCACCGGCGGAUGUCAAGCGUGAGCCAGGCCGCGCUGCUCACUGAUCUGAUGCACGUGUCUGUCGACCAGGAUGACGUGGAGCCGCCGCCUGGCAUGGAGCGGAAGGUUAUAGGGCAAGAGAGGGAUCCUAUUCCGCCAAAACCUAAAGUGGAACCUGAAGACAUUUUAGACAUAGAUGACUAUUCAACAGCGGAAAGACGAAAAUCCUGUCAGAGAAGGGACUCGGAAAGGAGGAAGAAAGAAAACUUCAUAGUUGUACAAAGUGACCUGUGGGACACCAAUACCUUCCAAUACACAUGCCAAAAGUCCCCUCCGACUCACCAUCAUUCACCAAUGCAAAGAAGCGUCUCUGAAAAGAGUCGUCAGCAGACGUCGCCACAUCAUCACAGGGAAGUGGACAGUAGAAGCCUAGAGCGUAGAGCAUCAAACGCAUCCAUUAAUUAUGCUGGUACGGGUACAACCAGAGGAGGUACACCUGAAGGUUACCGGGAAGCAGAAACUCUUAGAAUGACCGACAGACUCUCUAAGCGCCGUGGAUCAGAGUUCCCGCAGCCAGUAAGCACGCCUCCUCAUCAGGGUCAAACUAAGAGGAGACAAUCUUCCGCUCAGGUGCGAUCUUAUCACGAAGAAAAAACAGAAAAGUCUGAGGCCAUACCACGACGACAUGAAGACAUACCAAGAAAACCGUUAAUGGAAACACAACAAGAAUCUAAAGAUUCCGAUUCUUGGAGACCGGACCCCGACACUAUAAGAGUAUCUAAAGGCCAGGAUUCUCCAGCAAAAAGAUUGAAGCAUGAGGCAGAGCCUCUCAAGAGGGCCAAAGGUGUUGGUGACUCUCCCAGACUGACGCAGGCUGCACAAAGCCAGGUUAAAACUCCUAGACCGGAGCAUCAUAAAAGUAGUCCGAAUGUAGCUUCGAGGCAUAAAUCUAGUUCCCCAAAUAAACGCGAAGAUAGAAAAUCUACAAGUUACAUGAGAAGUGAAUCCAAACGUCAGGAAUCGGCGGAGCAGCGCAAAAUGUACACUGCCAGUUCUGAAUCAGAACUCUUCGAAUGCGCCAUCCUGCCUAUAUUCCACAAGCUGCUUACAGAGAGACACAAGAGCCAACCACAUGGAUUAAAUUUAAGCUAUGGUGUCAGUUGCCCUAAUAUUUCGAUUAAAUGUGACAUUGUGGAAUAUUUGUAAUAUAAGUACGUUCGAUCGAUUUAGAGAGAGAAACAAUGUUAAUAAAAAAAAUGUUCAGUGCUAUCUCCCCAAUUAUUUAAAAACUAAUCACAGAACAUUCAUGCAAAUGUAGUCAAAAUUGUGAAGCAUCAAUCAUAAUUGAAAAUACUUAUGCAUAGAAAAGAAAAGUACUGUUUGGAUUAAGUACCUAUUUGUUAUUUAGUGCAUAGGACAUGUGCACACUAGAAAUCUAGUCGAUGUAAUUAGAAAAGAUCGUUAAUAAAAAAUUGUUACAACUUGUCAUCAAGAAUUUAAUUGGCAAGUAGGUAUAUUAAAAUAACUACUGUUUAAUAUAGUAUGUAGUAGGUAUGUAAACUAUAUACUUAGUCCUAAUUAUCAACGACAAGUUCGCUCACGGGUCUCUAUUUUAAUGUAAAAAGUAAGUGAAUUACUGAAUAAGUAAGUAAGUACCUACUGUAAAUUCUAAAGUAUUAAACGUUUGAAUUCUUUUACAUCGAAUACUAAAUAUUUCAAUUAAAAUUUCAAUGCACAAUACAAUGAACGCACAUCUAUGUGAAUUGUUAGUUUGACUUAAAGUUUUUUACUGUUUCUUUAUGUUAUGUUAAAUAUGUGAUAUUCCUGUAAGUAAUUAUCUACCAAUGCGGGCUCCUGAGCCCACGACGCGACGUGUUCAAUUGCUUCUGACCUUUACUACCAUUGUAUACCUCUCUAGUUGAAAUGCAUUUUACGCACGCUUUCAUUAUUUACUUACUUAGUGUUAUAUUUAUAGCGAUGAUAAAAUAUCGCCUUUCUCUUAAUACGAUUCAUAAUUAUUGUGUAUUUUAUCUUUGUGACACAAUUCACCAAAUUGGCUGCAGAUUACUUUCUUGACUUUGUUGCUCUGCCAACCCCCAGCAGAAUUUACAGGCAUGAGUUUAUGUGUAAGUACAUUUAGAUAUUGUAUUUUAAGCCCGCCAGUUAUAAGUAGGUAGGUACUUUAUUUCUAUGUGCACCUGCAUAAAGACUUACUAAAUAAGAUUUUAAUAACAUUUUAAAAUGAAAUAGUACUUACGUUAUUUAUUAUGAAUAAACAGUUUCGUUAAA
This is a messenger RNA of Pectinophora gossypiella (pink bollworm), 5418 nucleotides long. RefSeq names its product gamma-aminobutyric acid type B receptor subunit 2 (gene GABA-B-R2). NCBI's taxonomy places the organism in Eukaryota, Metazoa, Arthropoda, Insecta, Lepidoptera, Gelechiidae. The transcript has 28 exons. Gene Ontology annotation, cellular component: G protein-coupled receptor heterodimeric complex; membrane. The coding region runs from base 124 to 4335 and encodes 1403 amino acids. Gene Ontology annotation, biological process: G protein-coupled receptor signaling pathway; gamma-aminobutyric acid signaling pathway. Gene Ontology annotation, molecular function: G protein-coupled GABA receptor activity. The record is from RefSeq and is a predicted model, not a curated record.